Messenger RNA from Symbiodinium pilosum, 933 nucleotides. The record is from the annotation of a GenBank genome assembly. NCBI's taxonomy places the organism in Eukaryota, Dinophyceae, Suessiales, Symbiodiniaceae.
AUGGAGAACAAGGCUUCUUGUGGAAGGAUCGUAAUAGACCGCCUUAGUGAUGGCGCCAGGUCUUGCGGAUUCACCUGGCAUUUGGAGGAAGAUGGGGCUGUGGGUAUCCGUGGGACAACCUAUGUGGAGCUGAAUGAACAAGGGAAAAUCAUUUAUUUGCGUGAGAUCUGCGAGCCCUUGUUCAAGCCUGGGGAUGCCACCGUAGAAUUGUUGAAGGCAAUUGGCGGAGAAAACACGGCUACAUUUGAUGAGGUCGAGCGCAGAACACCGACAGGAGCCAGUGACAUAUGCCGCUAUCUGUGGAGCGAGCUGCAGGGCAAUGCAGCUCCUUCAGAGUCACUGGAUUUUUUCGCAGAAGAGGUCCUUUAUGAAGACUUCAACUACGAGAUGCCAAUGCGUGGAAAGGCGGCGGUCGGUGACUUCUUGGAAAAGUUCGCUGAGAUCAAAGCGCUGAAGUUUGUUGCCGAGCGCUUUUCGGAUGGAAGCCGAGCGUGCUGCUUCACCUGGAAUGUCGAAAUCUCCGGGGCACCCCCCGAUGCCCCGAGGACUCGUGGCAUCUCCUUUUACGAGUUGAACUCGGAAGGUCAGAUUGCAUAUGUUCGAGAUAUCCCCGAAAGCUUGUCGAAGCCGCCUCCACUGCAGGCAAUUGCAGCUGCUAUCCGUCCAAAGCUGCGUGUUUUUCAGCCGAGAAGCACAGUGGUAAGCGGAGAAGAAGCACAACGUUGUAAUUGUGCUGAUGCUGGCGGCGUGGUCUGGCCAACAGGUGCUACGGGCUUACAUUUCUGCGCAGGCGCAGCUCAUCACCGGGUCCGAUGCAACAUCCCGACCGAUCUCUGCGGAGGUCGGGAAUGCAGGAGGAGCUGUGGUCGUUUUCCUGAGGCACUUGGCCUGACCUUACUGUUGGUCGCAUGUGCGCGCGUGGUGUCGGCCUGA